Dromiciops gliroides (monito del monte) is the source of this 4904-nucleotide messenger RNA. It is a transcript of the gene OPRL1, whose product is annotated as opioid related nociceptin receptor 1. The record is from RefSeq and is a predicted model, not a curated record. Gene Ontology annotation, cellular component: membrane; neuron projection. Gene Ontology annotation, molecular function: nociceptin receptor activity; neuropeptide binding. The coding region runs from base 544 to 1650 and encodes 368 amino acids. Gene Ontology annotation, biological process: sensory perception of pain; neuropeptide signaling pathway. The transcript is spliced from 3 exons. Lineage: Eukaryota; Metazoa; Chordata; Mammalia; Microbiotheria; Microbiotheriidae.
UGGGUGUCGCAGGAUCGGGGCUUGGCCCCGGGGUGGGGGUAGCUGGGAGAUGUUCGUUGUGUGUUUUGAGGCACUGGGGACAAGCAGGAUCGGGGAUUUCUUCCCUGUGUGUGUAGAGUUGGGGCGGGGGGGAAGGUAAGGACGAAAGGAAUGCAGGGGUGGGGGGCUCAGGAGAGGCACAUUCCUAGGUUAGAAUCCGCCCCAAUGAGCAGUUACUGUGUGUGCGUUUCUGUGUACGUGUGUCUAGUGUCUGCGUGUCUCCCCGGGUUGUAGCCAGGUAUCCCUCUGUAUGUAUCUGUGUCCACACAUGCCUGUCAGAGUGUAUGUAAGCAUGUCACCUCUCACUGUUGUUAGGUAGCCUGGUGAAGUGAGGAAGGGGUGUGUGUGUGUGUGUGUGUGUGUGUGUGUGUGUGUGUGUGUGUGUGUUGCGGGGAGGGCUUGGAGAGGUGGUUUGCAGGGGAAGCUCUGGCGCUAGUCACAUUUCUCUCCCUCUUUCCUUGGUUUCUCAGGGCCAGCUUGGGGCAAGUGGGUGGAGAGAGCACCAUGGAACCCCUCUUCCUGGCCCCAUUCUGGGAGGAUUUCUAUGGAAAUCGCCUGUUCAACAACUUCUCCCUCCCAAAUGGGAGCCAAUUACCUCCUCACCUGCUGCUCAAUGUGAGCCAGGACACCUUUCUGCCCAUCGGCCUCAAGGUCACCAUUGUGGUCGUCUACCUGGCUGUGUUUAUAGGGGGUCUGCUGGGGAACUGCCUUGUCAUGUAUGUCAUCAUCAGACACACAAAGAUGAAGACAGCAACAAAUAUUUACAUCUUUAACUUGGCACUGGCAGAUGCUCUGGUCCUGUUGACUCUGCCCUUUCAGGGCACUGAUGUCUUCCUGGGAUACUGGCCAUUUGGAAAUGCACUGUGCAAGACGGUCAUUGCCAUAGACUACUACAACAUGUUCACUAGCACCUUCACUCUGACUGCCAUGAGUGUGGACCGCUACAUUGCUAUCUGCCAUCCAGUCCGGGCCUUGGACAUCCGCACACCCAACAAGGCCAAGGCUGUCAAUGUUGGCAUCUGGGCCCUGGCUUCUCUCAUUGGUGUUCCUGUCACAGUCAUGGGCUCAGCCCAGAUGGAUGAUGACGAGAUCGAGUGCCUGGUGGAGAUCCCCGCCCCUGAGGAUUACUGGGGCCCUGUGUUUGGGGUCUGCGUGUUCCUCUUCUCUUUUGUGAUCCCUGUCCUCAUUAUCUCAGCCUGUUACAGCCUCAUGAUCCGCAGGCUCCGCAGUGUCCGGGUACUCUCCGGCUCAAGGGAGAAGGACCGUAACCUGCGGCGUAUCACUCGGCUCGUCUUGGUGGUAGUAGCUGUAUUUGUGGGGUGCUGGACCCCUGUCCAGGUGUUUGUGCUGGCUCAGGGUCUGGGAGUCCAGCUAGCCAGUGAAGCUGCGGUGGCUGCUUUGCACUUCUGCAUUGUCCUGGGCUAUGCCAACAGUGGCCUGAAUCCCAUCCUCUAUGCUUUCCUGGACGAGAACUUCAAGGCCUGCUUUCGUAAGUUCUGCUGUGCAUCCUCUCUACGCCGGGAGCUGCAGGUGUCCGACCGUGUGCGGAGCAUUGCCAAGGAUGUGGCAUUUGCCUGCAAGACUUCAGAAACUGCACCCAGGCCGGCAUGACUAGGCGUGGAACUCCCCAUGAUGCCCACCAGCCCCCAAAGUCCAUCCACGCCCAACACAGAGCUCACGCAGGUAACAGCUCUGUAGCAGGGCUCUUUUCAGACUUCGUGUUGGGCAAAACCUAUGGCUGUGGGGCUGGAUACCAUCCAGAUGGCUUUGUGACUGUGACCCCAAGAGGCGGUGGCCUCUGAGCAGUUCUGCCGGGGGAAUGCUGAAAACCCCGGGGAGGAAGUCCCUGUGGAAACAGACUCAAAAUAAGGGCUGUUUCUGUGAUUGGUCACAGCAGGACCAAAAAUAUGCCUUCCUGGUAUGGUGAUCGAAGAGCAAUGGGGAGGAUAUUGCCUUUGCAGGGCGUCUGGCCCUCAGGCUUAACUCUACUUAUGAAAACUCUCUCACAAACACUUACACACAUGUAGAUAGAGACCCACCAAGACAUUCACACAGUCACAGAGACUUUGAGACCUACAAUAGCAAACACAAAGACCUGUGGAGUCACACACAGACACCCAUCCAAGCACACUCAUGGGGAUGCAUAGACACGAGCACACAGACACAUGGAUAGCCAUGAUCUUACAGACAUCCUUGUGAAGGACCUGGUUAUUGACUUUUUACCUUUCUGGGGCUGGAGAGAAAAACUUGAUGUUGGGAUAGAAAAGUGCUCAAAAUGGUGGUGGGUGUCAUCCCACCUGCUGUCUUUGAUGCUGUUCCCUGGGCCUAGCAGCCACAGGAUGCCCGAUUCUGCAUCCAUAGACUGGGCUUAUUUCUCACCUUUACCAAUGCUGCCUCCCAUGUAAAUCAAGAGCAGCUGAAUUUGAUGUUCUGUAAGGUUCUUUCUGAUUCUGACAUUCUACUACUCUGUGUUCUCCUCCUUUGUCUCCUUUGGGAUCUUGGUUGUGAGGAUGUGAGGGGGAAAACUGGAUGGAAGGGCUGAAGCCUAAUUAAUGAGGUGGCAGAGUAGACUUGGUGAAUUAUCACUAGGGUGUGCCAAAACCGAGCUAGCUCUGGGAGAAUUCUAGCUGGCCUUUGGGUUGGCACUUGGGAGCUGUUGGCAAUUGCUCCCUUUGGCCCUGACUUCUAGUCCUCCUCUGUGCCCAGGGCUGGGUCAGCCAUGAAAGGAAGGAGUGCCUCGCUAUUGCCCUGAUUCCAUGUUAUAAGACUUUCCUGGAAUGCACAGCAGUCAGCAGGGUAGGAGAACCCAAGAGCCUGAAUGCACCUGGGAGCCUUGAACAUGCUUUCUAGGUACAUAUCCAUUUCUCUCAGCCCAAGAACUGAUGGUAUUUCUUUGUGUUUGCUGGUGCUUUGUUAUAGCUACACCUUUGCAAACAUUUUUAGUGCAUGGGGAAAGAGAGCCCAUGCUUCUGAUUUCUGGGCCCCUUUUCAUUCACAGGGUGUGCCCCUCACCCAUUACACACUAAAGACUUCUAUGACUGAUCUGUGGCUUACCACAGUGUCCAGGCCCACCAGUAAUGUUGUCCAUUAUUACUGGCAAGGCAUAGAAGGGCUUUUAUAAUAUUUUUAAGCUUGGGUCAUAAAUGCUUAGUGUUCUUUCCUCAGCAAUGCAAGGGGGAAAAUGGUGAUGAUUUACUCCAAAAGAAGAGAAAUUUAUCCAGUGCACUGAUGACCCUGCACCAAAGUGCUUUGGCACAUGCCAGAUGAUUGACUGACUUGAGCUGGAUGGGACCUCAGAAACCAUCUAGUUCAACCCCCUUAUUUUACAAAUGAAGAAACUGAGGAACAGGGAGAUGAAGGGACCUCUAGAGGUAUGGCUGUACUGCUAAAUUCCUGCAAAGAAUGAAGAAUCCUGUUCUUUCUGGACCAUCCUGGAUACCUCCAGGAAGACACCAAAUGCUUUAAUAUUAGUUAGCUGCAACUCUCUACACACCCUGAAGUGCUCCCCGCGGCUUCAGUGUUUUUCUUGUUCUUGAAUCUGUAGGCAGAAACAAAGCCAGUGCCUACUGUCUCGCUGUUCUCUGAUUAAGACCACCGUCCGAGGAUUUCUCUCUGAAUGUGAUGGGUGAAGAAUAGACCUCUUUUAGGUCUGAGUUGGAUUUUGAAAUAUGUCAGGUUGAUGCUGGCCAUCGGGAGCCACAGCCUUACCUAUAUCUCUGUGAUAGGAAAGAGAAGGACUGGGAAGGAACAGAACCACUUGUGCAAUGUGAUGAUGUUUUCCUCUCAUUUUCUGCUGAUUAAUGUCUAUCUCUUCAGCUUUAUGAUUCUCUAUGGUUGUCUCUGGGGGCCAAUUUCUGGGGCUCCCGAUGACUAGAAUGUGUUAGAAAUGGAGCAAAAUAAGAAAAUAAGUUGAUGAUGCUGUGCCAUUGGGAAGGGGGUGGGUGUGGUGAGGGCCUGUUGGAGCCAGAGCUACAGAGAUGGUCCUAGGAGCUUCAUAAGAUCGCUGUGGAGCCAACUGCAUCCUCAUCGGUUGACGUGGUGCGCCAAUAAAAUUCAGGCUGGGCUUUCCAUAAUCCUUAAUGUGAAUCCACAGUUGGUGAAGCUGCCAACACUUUUCCCACUGUAGCUGAACUAUUGGAUUAAUGACAGUUUAUUUCAUUCCCAUCAUCUGUCCCACUCUACAAAAGCUGCAAGCCUCUGUUCCAGCGUGUGUAUUUAGGAAACAAAAACCUCCAGAUAAUCAACUGAAAAAAAAUAGUGAUAGCCCCAGCCCUUCUUGGUGAGGAGAUGCCCUGUGUCACAUGGGGGGAUUUAACCAAAGGAACAAUAACUUAGGAAAUGAUCGGCCACCUCCUAACAUGGCAGUAGCUUCAUGGUAAUAAGAAUAAGAGCUCCCAUUUCUGUUGAGCUUUAAGAUUUACAAAGCACUUUCCUCAUGACAAAGAUUGUGAGCUUAUGUAGUAGUAUUAUCCCCAUUUUACAGGUGAGGAAACCAAAACUAAGGGAAGCGAAAUGAUUUACAUGCUGUGACACUACUAAGUGGUAGAACCAGAAUUUGAACCUAGGACUUCUAACUCUAAAGACUAAUGCCUUCCUCUUCCUUCCUUCCAUCCCCCCUUCUACCCUUCCCUCCAUCCUUCCCUACUUCCCCUUCUUCUUUUCCUCCUUUCUUUCCUUCUUCCUUCUCUUCCUGCUUUCCUUUCCCCAGCAUAGCAUAGUGUAUUAGAUGCUAGUCUUGAAGUCACUCAGUCAAUAAAUGUUUAUUAAGUGCCUACUAUGUGCCAGACACUGUGCUAAGUGCUGGGGAUACAAAAAAGAGGCCAAAAAGACAGCCCUUGCCCUCAAAGAGCUAGAAGUGUAAUGGU